AUGAAGGGGAGUGUGGGAGAGGCGACGCCGCUGCUCGUUCACCCCAGCUCCGCGGGUGGGCUUGAUGCCAAGAAACCGAUUCGCGAUUUAAUCGUAAUCUGUCUCGGUUUCUUCCUCAUCUUCGUCGCAUUCAGCACCACGCAGAACCUUGUGAGCAGUCUCAUUCCGGGCAAGCUCGGCACCGUGACGCUGGCCCUCCUCUACGUGGCCUUCUGCUUCUCUUCCCUCUUCAUCAGUUCAUCGGCAACUGAACUCCUGACACCCAAGUGGGCGCUCGUCGCCGGUGCAUCCACCUACUCCCUCUUCAUCGCCGCCAACCUCAACCCAACCGCGUGGACCCUCAUUCCGGCGGCGGUGACGAGCGGGGUGGGGGCCGGCCUUCUGUGGACCGGCCAGGGCGCCUACCUGUCGAACGUGGCCGCCAACUACGCGCGGGCGAUGAACCAACCGAAGAAGUCCGUCCUGGGCCUCUUCAACGGCAUCUUCUUCGCGAGCAUGCAGGCGUGCCAAGUGGUGGGUAAUGUGAUCGGGGUGGUGCUGCUCCUGACGGGCGAGACAUCGAGCGUGGACGGGGUGACUGAGGAGGAUGAGGACACCACUGAGUCGCCCGACCCGUCCGGCGGCACCGAUGAAGCAUCCCCGGGGUCGCCCUCCACGGCGCUGCUGUUCUACACGUUUCUGGGCAUCUCCAUCUCCGCGCUGUUCGUCCUCGCCGCGCUGGGUCACCAGCCGGGCGAGCGGGAGUGGGCGCGCCAGGCCCGCCAGCAGCGCCGCGAAGAGCAACAACAACUCCAAGGCAAGCAGCGCUCGGCAGCACACUACGACGAAAGCGACAUCGACGUGCCCAAGCAUAAGGAGAUCACGCUCGGCGACGAUGAUGAUGAUGUUGGCGUCGACCUUGACGUUGAUGUCGACGUCGACGUCGAGCCGCCCCUUUCCAUGCGGACCGUGCUGGGCAAGGUGGGCAAGGUGUUCCGGCUGCUCACGGACCCGCGCAUGUACCUGCUCAGCGUGAGCAUCCUCUACCUGGGCCUGCAGGCCGGCUUCGUGGCGGCGGACAUCACCAAGAGCAUCAUCCUGCCCACGCAGGGCCUGGCCGGCAUCCCCAUGGUGCUGAUCUGCUUCUGCGUGUUCGACGGCCUCGCGUGCUUCGUGCUGGGCAAGCUCUCCGACAAGCUGGGCAAGAUGAUCUUCAUCAUCGUCGGCGUGUCGGUCCACCUCUCGUUCUACGCCUUCUUCCUCUACAAGUGCUGGUCGAGCGGCGAUCACGAGUCCAUCAAGGAGAUCGACACCGUCGUGCUCUACAUCGCCGCAGGUGUGUUUGGGAUUGGAGAUGCGUGCUACAAUACGUUCAGCGCGGUGAUUCUCGGGACGUUCUUCCUCGACAACACGGAGCCGGCGUUCUCGUGCCGACUCAUCUUCAACUCGCUGGGCUUCGUGAUCAUCUUCAUGCUCGGCCCCUUCGUCUCGCUCUUCAUCAAGAUGGCCUUCCUGACCGCGGUCCUCCUGCUCGGGGCCUUCCUGGUCGUGCUGCUCCAUCUGACCGUCGCCUCCGUCAACGCCACCCCCAGCGACGACGACGAUGCAGAAAACGACGACCUCGAGAAGAAGAAGAAGCAGCAGGAGCUCACUGCCUCGAAGCAGAACGAAAGCAGGAACUGGCGGAGCACGCGCGUCAAGCCGCCACUCUAA
Messenger RNA from Acanthamoeba castellanii str. Neff, 1692 nucleotides. Its product is annotated as UNC93 family protein. The coding region runs from base 1 to 1692 and encodes 563 amino acids. Lineage: Eukaryota; Discosea; Longamoebia; Acanthamoebidae. The transcript has 6 exons. The record is from RefSeq and is a predicted model, not a curated record.